Messenger RNA from Clupea harengus (Atlantic herring), 1471 nucleotides. Its product is annotated as anoctamin-9-like. The coding region runs from base 1 to 1395 and encodes 464 amino acids. The transcript has 15 exons. The record is from RefSeq and is a predicted model, not a curated record. Lineage: Eukaryota; Metazoa; Chordata; Actinopteri; Clupeiformes; Clupeidae.
AUGUAUGACUUGUCAUGGGAGUACUUUGGUGAGAAGGUGGCACUGUACUACCUGUGGCUGGGCUGGUAUACCUUCCUCCUGGUUCCCGCAGUUGUGGUGGGGGUCAUCAUCGUCCUCUACGGCCUUGCCUUCUUCAAAACCAGCCCUCUCAUACAAGAGGUGUGUGCGUCGCCUGUCAUCAUGUGCCCAAGAUGUGAUAAGGAAUGUAAUGUCACGAAGCUCAAUGAAACCUGCUCCUACGCCAAGGUCAGCCAGCUCUUUGACAACGAGGGGACUGUAGCCUUUGCCAUGUUCAUGGCUAUUUGGGCCACCUUGUUCCUGGAGUUGUGGAAGAGACACAGGGCGAAGUACGUGUCCAGGUGGAAGGUGUCCGUCUGGAACGACGAAGAGCUGAUUGUGAUCAUUGGGCUGACCCAUGCGCUGGUGGUGUCGCGGCUGGUGGUACGGGUGUUCCUGUCAGAACAGGACCACUGGGGUUUGCUGAAGAAGCACGCCGAUAGCGCUGCUGUCAUGCUGGGUGCCAUCCUGCACUACAUCACCAUGCAGGUCAUGACCCGGGUCGACCGGGUGGUGGCCUUUAAGCUCUGUGAGAUUGCCACUGAGAGGAGCUUCACCGUCAAGAUGUUCACCUUUCAGUUCUUCACCCUCUUCUCCUCGCUCAUAUAUAUUGCAUUCUUCCUGGGCAGGAUUAAUGGGCAUCCUGGGAACUACGUUAGACUAGCAGGGAAAUGGAGACUUCAGGAGACACUCAACAACAUCUUUGAGUUCACCAUACCCUGGUUUCAGCGCUGCUUCAGACAGACCAAAGCUAAGAAGCUGCAGCGUAGUUGUGGCAACUGCUACAGGAAGGCGUGUCGCCGGAAAGAUGGGAAAGUGGAGCCAUGUGACACCUGCAAGAUACGUGAUUGGAUGCAGAACUACCAUCUGAAUGAUGUCAACGCCUUCAGCCUCUUCAAUGAGUACCUGGAAAUGGUCAUGCAGUUCAGCUUCACCACCAUCUUUGUGGCUGUGUUCCCACUGGCCCCUCUGCUGGCUCUCAUCAACAACCUGUUUGAGAUCCGCCUCGACGCCAUGAAGAUGGUCAGCCUUGAGCGCCGCCUAGUGCCCAAGAAAACUAAUAACAUUGGCGUAUGGACUAAAGUGUUGGACGCCAUUGGUGUGCUGGCGGUCAUUGCUAACGGGUUGGUGAUUGGCAUCUCUUCAGACUUUAUCCCACGGCUGGUGUAUCGCUACCACUACGGCCCCUGUGCCAACGGCACUGCCACCGACCUAGACUGUAUGACAGGCUACAUCAAUGACACUCUCAUCUCAUCUCAUCUGCAAGGACUUCACCCCCCAGCAGAUGAUGUUCGACGAUGGUCACGGCAUAGUCAACGCCACACAGUGCAGUUAUAAAGACUACCGCAGCAAUGAAGACUACGCUCUCACCUCCCAGUACUGGUACAUUCUGGCCAUCCGUUUCGCCUUUGUC